AUGAGAGAAACUUUCGGACUUCCUUUUCUUGGACGGGGAAUUUUUACAGAAGAUGGUGAGUUUUGGAAACAAUCAAGAUCACUCGUUCGAUCGACUUUUAGCAGAGUCGAGAUAGCAGAUCUAGAGAAUUUUGAACGUCACGUUACGCGGUUCCUAAAUUUUAUACCGAAAGAUGGUUCGACCUUUGACAUGCUCCCUCUUGUGAAAAAAUUGUUUCUCGACAUAUCAACCGAAUUUCUCUCCGGCAAAUCAACAGAAUGUCUCGCGGAAGAAACACCCAUCGAGACCGACAUAUUCAUGAAAUCUUUUGAUCGAGCUCUCCUGGGUCUAGCCUUACUUCUCAUAUUCAAACCUAUUCGAUGGCCACUGUACUUCGAUCCCUGGUGGAAAGAAGCAUAUAUUAAUGCCCAUGGAUUGGUCGACAAACGAGUAUCACUAGCCCUAGAAAAACAGCGAAACCCCGAAAAAGAAACGGGACUCAAGAGAUAUGUUCCCCUCGAAGAAAUGACAAAGAUAACACAAGAUCCGUAUGAGCUCCGCAUGCAUAUUAUUAAUGUCUUUUUUCCUGCUCGAGAUACCGCUGCUAUUGCUUUCACCGAUGUAAUAUUUGAACUUGCUCGUCAUCCUGAAGAAUGGAAGAAAUUGAAGAUGGAGGUUGAUAGCAUCUAUUCAAAUCAAGCGUUGAUGUUUGAAUUCCUUCGCUCAUUGAGAGUUACCAAAGCUAUAAUCAACGAGUCCUUACGCUUACAUCCAGCUGCCUCGAGACUUGGUAAAAUAUCUCUAAGAGAUACAAUCUGA
Molecule: messenger RNA, 798 nt
Organism: Botrytis porri
Lineage: Eukaryota; Fungi; Ascomycota; Leotiomycetes; Helotiales; Sclerotiniaceae
Exons: 3
Coding region: 1-798 (265 amino acids)
Molecular function (GO): oxidoreductase activity, acting on paired donors, with incorporation or reduction of molecular oxygen; monooxygenase activity; iron ion binding
Source: RefSeq, a predicted model, not a curated record